AUGUUCUCACGGUUCAGUUCGCCACCUGCCUGCCAGGGGAAACCCAGGCUGGUCGAUGAGCCGCCAACACCUGCGCCUCUGCGCCGCCUUCGGACACCUCGACCAGAGCCGAAGGAGAAGAAGGCGGCGUCCACCACCGCUGGCAGUGAAGAGGCCGCUGCUGAUAAACCAGUGCUUCAGGCAGUGCAUUUUGGUCCAAGACCAAGAAUUGUGCAUUUUGACUUGCCUGGAGUCGAAGAUGAAGAGGAGGAAGUCUCUGGCUCUUACUACCCGCCCGGAGUUCCGGUUCCACCCAGUCGUCUGCAGAUCUUUGCCAACAGACCACGCAGACGGAAGAUUAUCCGGGAGUCACCGUCGCAGGAAGUGCAGACUGCGAUGGCACAGCUCAGAGCUGAGAUACAAGCCAUGAUGUUCUCGCGGUUCAGUUCGCCACCUGCCAGCCAGGGGAAACCCAGGCUGGUCGAUGAGCCGCCAACACCUGCGCCUCUGCGCCGCCUUCGGCCACCUCGACCAGAGCCGAACGAGAAGAAGGCGGCGUCCACCACCGCUGGCAGUGAAGAGGCCGCUGCUGAUAAACCAGUGCUUCAGGCAGUGCAUUUUGGUCCAAGACCAAGAAUUGUGCAUUUUGACUUGCCUGGAGUCGAAGAUGAAGAGGAGGAAGUCUCUGGCUCUUACUACCCGCCCGGAGUUCCGGUUCCACCCAGUCGUCUGCAGAUCUUUGCCAACAGACCACGCAGACGGAAGAUUAUCCGGGAGUCACCGUCGCAGGAAGUGCAGAUUGCGAUGGCACAGCUCAGAGCUGAGAUACAAGCAAUGAUGUUCUCGCGGUUCAGUUCGCCACCUGCCAGCCGGGUCGAUGAGCAGUCCACACCUGCGCCUCUGCGCCGCCUUCGGCCACCUCGACCAGCGCCGAACGAGAAGAAGGUGGAGUCCACCACCGCUGACAGCGGAGAGGCCGCUGCUGAUAAACCAGUGCUUCAGGCAGUGCAUUUUGGUCCAAGACCAAGAAUUGUGCAUUUUGACUUGCCUGGAGUCGAAGAUGAAGAGGAGGAAGUCUCUGGCUCUUACUACCCGCCCGGAGUUCCGGUUCCACCCAGUCGUCUUCAGAUCUUUGCCAGCAGACCACGCAGACGGAAGAUUAUCCGGGAGCCACCGCCCCAGGAAUUGCAGACUGCCAUGGCGCAGCUCAGAGCUGAGAUACAAGCAAUGAUGUUCUCGCGGUUCAGUUCGUCACCUGCCAGCCAGGGGAAACCCAGGCUGGUCGAUGAGCCGCCAACACCUGCGCCUCUGCGCCGCCUUCGGCCACCUCGACCAGAGCCGAACGAGAAGAAGGCGGAGUCCACCACCGCUGACAGCGAAGAGGCCGCUGCUGAUAAACCAGUGCUUCAGGCAGUGCAUUUUGGUCCAAGACCAAGAAUUGUGCAUUUUGACUUGCCUGAUGGCGAAGAUGAAGAGGAGGAAGUCUCUGGCUCUUACUACCCGCCCGGAGUUCCGGUUCCACCCAGUUGUCUGCAGAUCUUUGCCAACAGACCACGCAGACGGAAGAUUAUCCGGGAGGCACCGUCGCAGGAAGUGCAGAUUGCGAUGGCACAGCUCAGAGCUGAGAUACAAGCAAUGGAGAACCCGCCACCCACAUCGUGGAUUGGGCGUUUAAUGGAGAGUCUACGCGACAUGUAUCGGAACAGGAGAGAUUACCGGCGAAACCAUGGUAUGGCAGAGAGACCAGGGUUCGUCAGGCGAAUGAAGAGAGGGCUCGCUCGUGUUCGUGAGGCAAUGAAAAGAUUUCUGCUUCUGAAGAAGAAUACGGACGAGAGACAGCUGCCGACAGUCAUAGAUUCAACUCUUUGUGAUUAUAUUCUUCAUUGUGAACACCCUGACCCUAAUUACCCGCCGAUUAUUCCGUUAACACCACAGCUGCUUGAAACCUCGCUGUGA
Molecule: messenger RNA, 1935 nt
Organism: Schistocerca serialis cubense
Lineage: Eukaryota; Metazoa; Arthropoda; Insecta; Orthoptera; Acrididae
Product: serine/arginine repetitive matrix protein 1-like
Exons: 9
Coding region: 1-1935 (644 amino acids)
Source: RefSeq, a predicted model, not a curated record